Messenger RNA from Telopea speciosissima, 1945 nucleotides. RefSeq names its product mediator of RNA polymerase II transcription subunit 8. Bases 73 to 1716 code for a protein of 547 amino acids. The transcript is spliced from 12 exons. Lineage: Eukaryota; Viridiplantae; Streptophyta; Magnoliopsida; Proteales; Proteaceae. The record is from RefSeq and is a predicted model, not a curated record. Gene Ontology annotation, cellular component: mediator complex.
GCUUGCAGUUGGGUCGUACUAGUCUUCUGUCGCUCUAACUUUGUCUCGCUUUCCCCAAUACUCUCUUCCAAUAUGGCAUCCAUGGAAGGAGUUAUGGGAGCUCAAGAUCAGACUCAGGUGCAGCAGCAGCCCAGGGUGGAGAAGCUGAACUUGGCGGUGCAGCAGCAACUUAACCUUGAAUCUGUGAAAACUCGAGCCAUCGGCCUCUACAAAGCUAUCUCUCGCAUCCUCGAAGACUUCGAUGCCAUUGCUCGUACAAAUGCCAUCCCUAAAUGGCAAGAUAUUCUGGGGCAAUUUUCUAUGGUAAAUCUUGAGCUUUUCAACAUUGUAGAAGACAUAAAGAAGGUGUCCAAGGCAUUUGUAGUUCAUCCAAGGAACGUAAAUGCAGAGAAUGCAACAAUUCUACCAGUUAUGUUGUCAUCAAAACUAUUGCCCGAAAUGGAAGCAGAGGACUCCACCAAGAGAGAACAGUUAUUAAUUGGGAUGCAAAACUUGCCAAUAUCCGCACAAAUCGAAAAGUUAAAGACUAGAAUUGAUAUGAUCGGGGCAGCCUGCGAAAGUGCUGAAAAGGUUAUAGCUGAUGCCCGUAAAGCCUAUGGUUUAGGUACUCGUCAAGCGCCCACAAUUGUCCCAACUUUAGACAAGGUUCAAGCUGCUAAAAUUCAAGAACAAGAGAACUCACUUCGAGCUGCUGCAAAUUUUGGUGAAGGUUUACGAUUACCUGGAGAGCAGAGGCAUAUCCCAUCUUCUCUUCCCAUGCAUUUGGUAGACGUGCUUCCUGCUGGUGAUGGUGCUCACAUUACUGAUACUUCUGGUAUGUACCCAAAGAAUGCUCCUUCUAACAGCAUUAAUAGCCAGGGAACUAUACCACAGUCACUUGGGAGGUCCGUUCCCUCUCCUUCUGCUGCAACUGGAGCUACUUCCUUCGAUAAUACCACUACAUCUCCACUGCCAUAUGCCAACUCACCUAGAUCUGGCACAAACAUGAUGAACACACCUUCUCCUCAGCAACAGGCACAAGUUGCACAACAACAACAGCAACAGCAGCAACAGAGGCAGAAAAUCAUGCAAUUACUUCCACAUCAACAGCAGCUCCUCGCUCAACAACAGUUCAGACAGUCUCCUACACCAGGACUGGGGCAGACCCAGCUCCCGCAGCUGCAUGAUUUGCAGGGACAAGCUCAGCAAAAAUUUCAAACGGUUCAUGGACAGCAUCAGAUGCAAUUUUCCCAGCCGUUGGCACACCAGCAGUUCCAGAAUAGGCAACUGCAGUCUGGGCAUGUUCAGCAUAGCAUUGGGCAAAGUCAACUCAACCAAGGAAAUCAGCUAAGGACUCAUUUAAGCCAGUUUACAGGAACUGCAAACAGUACUUUGUUCAAUACUGCUCAGACAUCACCCAAUUCUCAAAUGAUAUCAAACAUUUCUGCUACAAUGUCAUCACAAUCACAUUUGCCUCGAGUGCAGUUUGGGCUAUCUGGUGGUCAUGCUCAGCGAAGUCAUGCAUCCCAAAUCCUAAAUGACCCAAUGUUUAACAUGGGGGUGGGGAAUCCAAGUAACAUGAUGCCGAUGCAGCAGCAACAGCAGCAGCAGCAUGGUGUUCAAAGUGGAUUUGGAAAUAUGCCAGGCAAUGCUCAGAAUCUGCAGCCUGGUUCAGUAGCCCUGCAGAAUGCAUCGCAGAAUCCCAAUUUCCAACAGAGACAGCAAGGCCAACAGUAACAUGACGACCUGAAGACGCCUUGAAUGGUCAAUGUAUUCAUUGAUGCUUCAACCUUUUGGAAGAGGACUGCAAUUUUGAAGCAGUGGCUUUCUCUUAUCCUAACCAGGUAAUGCCACUAUGAGAAAUUGUAAUUUGGAAAUGAAAUGUUUGAUUCAUUUUUUAAUCAACCAAUGAUGAGGAUGAUCUCCCGUCUUAAUAGAUCAUCACUAUCUUGGAAGUAGAGCAUUA